Molecule: messenger RNA, 1622 nt
Organism: Fopius arisanus
Lineage: Eukaryota; Metazoa; Arthropoda; Insecta; Hymenoptera; Braconidae
Product: troponin I
Exons: 14
Coding region: 101-1276 (391 amino acids)
Biological process (GO): muscle contraction
Cellular component (GO): troponin complex
Source: RefSeq, a predicted model, not a curated record
GUAAUACAAGUCACAGUCAUCUGCCGAAAGUCCAGUUGACUAGUCAUAAAUAAAUACCUUAUCAACUUUUUUUUUUCAUCCUUUCAGGAGAGUUUCCACGAUGGCUGACGCUGAUGAGGAAAAGAAGAGGAAACAGGCGGAGACCGAGAGAAAAAGGGCGGAGGUCCGGGCCCGCCUUGAAGAGGCAUCCAAGGCUAAAAAAGCCAAGAAGGGGUUCAUGACUCCGGAUAGAAAGAAGAAACUCAGGUUGUUGCUGCGUAAAAAAGCUGCUGAGGAGCUGAAGAAGGAGCAGGAGAGGAAAGCAGCUGAGAGGAGACGUAUCAUUGAGGAACGUUGUGGCAAGGCCAAAGACACUGACGACGUCAGCGAAGGGCAAUUGAAAUCAAUACUGAUCCAGUAUCACAAGAAGAUCGCAAAGCUCGAGGAGGAGAGAUACGACCUUGAGUUUGAUGUCUCCAGCAAGGAAUACGAGAUUACCGAACUGAACAGCCAAGUGAACGACCUUCGAGGAAAAUUCAUGAAGCCAACCCUGAAAAAAGUCUCCAAAUAUGAAAAUAAGUUCGCCAAGCUCCAGAAGAAGGCGGCGGAAUUCAAUUUCAGAAAUCAGUUGAAGCAGGUUAAAAAGAAGGAAUUCACCCUCGAGGAGGAGGACAAGGAGAAAAAGCCGGACUGGUCGAAGAAGGGCGACGAAAAGAAGAAGUUGGAGGAGCUAGCAGCGGCAGCUCCUGAAAUAGCAACACCAACCCCAGAUUUAACGGCAACUUCUGUCACGGAAACUGUAUCGACAUCAGCUGUAUCGACGCCUGCACCCACACCAUCUCCAAUACCUCCUGAAGUUCCACCAGCACCAACGCCUGAGCCACCAUCACCUGCACCAUCACCUGCACCCCCUGCUGAUGGUGAAGCACCAUCAGGCGAUACUCCAGCUGAUGGUGCGACUGAAGCCACAGCGGAAGGACAACCCGGUGAACCUCCAGCUGAUGGUGCACCACCGACGGAAGAGACAGCUCCUACCGGCUGUGGCGGUGGUGUAGGCGGAUGCAGAUGCGGGGACUUCUGUCAAUGUUGUGUUGGUGGAUGUGCAGGUAAAAGUGCGAUUGUAGCAGCUUUGACACCGGUUCCCCCGUCGCCAGCUCCAUCUCCACUUCCUCCAGCAGAGGGUGGAGAGACAGCACCAGCAGAAGGUGCACCUCCAGCAGAUGCUCCAGCCCCUGAGGGUGAGGCUCCAGCAGCACCUCCAGCUGAGCCAGCGACCGUUGACGCGCCUGCCUCGUAAUUUCGCAAUCAUAAAGUUGGCAGUCAUCUCUCUGGAGGAUUUAACAAUCUGCACUGGCCCUUAUAUCAGCCCGAGGAGUUGUGAUGAUGUGUGCCAACUGGACCCACUGAUGUAUCGCCGUAGAUUCCACUCUAAUUUCUUGGACGUUACUCGGCGUUUUGUCAUCCUCUGGCGCGCAAUCCCCUUACAACGAUUAUUCAAUAUACGGGAUUAUUGUUGUGUAAAUGUCAGAGCAAUGUUGACGUAUGUCAUGUGCUUGUGUAAUACCAUCGAUACCUCCAGCAUCAUCAAAGUAUUGACGCUGUCCAUUGGGGAAUGCAAAUUAAAUUGAAACAUAUAAUCACGA